UGGGAUGCUGUCGUCAAUGUUGAGAGAAUCACGCAGGGAUACGACAAUGACUGUGAAUGGACUUUUGAAACCGGCCUACCAGAUGUUUCACAAAAGACUGGUUCUGCCUUAUAGUUCAAUGAGUAUGAGAAGCAGCAGCAAAUACAUAGGAGUAAUUCAGACAUUAUAGAGUAGUAUUACCUGAUGCUUCUUGAUGGAUCUGAUCAGGCUUCUGCUGACUGUCACACUUUUAGCAGCUGCUACAAGCCUUUUGCUUUUGUGGAAAAAAAAAAAAAAAAAAGCUUCGCUGCAGAGAUGGGGGCUGCUGGGGUAUUACCAAAUGCACGUGAUAUGACACACUUGUCCUCUUUUUUCAGAGGCAAGCAGGUUUGUGCCAAAACAUGCCUCUGCGCACAUGCAGCGGCGCAGCCAGCACCAUGGGUGUUAAGAAAAGAACAGCCCCUGCUACUGAAGCACAUUAUCACUUGCGCGCCACGAAACAGACAAGAGAAAGAGCCUGAGCCGAUUAAUCACACUGAAGAUGCUGACAUGGGAGAUGCCCCAGAGGUCCAUGUGACUCCGAACGCAACUCCCCUCAUCCCCAUCAAUCCCCAUCAAUCACCAACCCAGGCUGGACCAGAGCCAUCAAAGCAAGCUCAAGGCGACCCAACCCUGCCCCAGAAAACCAACAUAUAGGCGGCCAGUGCCUGGACAGGAUACUCCCCGCCUCUAACCCAGCUAAGUGUGGAGCUCCAAAGCAUG
Aspergillus glaucus CBS 516.65 is the source of this 741-nucleotide messenger RNA. RefSeq lists its product as uncharacterized. Bases 184 to 675 code for a protein of 163 amino acids. The transcript has a single exon. NCBI's taxonomy places the organism in Eukaryota, Fungi, Ascomycota, Eurotiomycetes, Eurotiales, Aspergillaceae. The record is from RefSeq and is a predicted model, not a curated record.